UAGACACACUGGGGCUGUUUAAAAGCUAAUUGAGUUUCUUGAGGCGGCCAGCUGAAGAGAGAGCACAUGAGCUUGAUAUUUUCCUCAUUAUUACCUUGCUAAUUAUUUUACUGUACUUUAAGACGGAGGCAGAUCUACAGUAUGAAGAGCAAGAUGAAGAUUUUCCUUCUGAUGAUUUUCUUCCUUAUAAAUUCCCAUGCAACUAACUGCCAUGGCAGGCACAGGUCCAGCAGUGAGUCUGACAGUGUUGAGAGAGGCAAUCCGUGGCCUACAAUUGAUAUCUGUGCUCUGUUUCCUGUUCUGUGCCCAAAACCAUCUACUACACUACCACCAAAGACCACAACAAAACCAACCACAACAAAACCAACCACAACUCAAAGCACAGAGCCCCCCACGACCACAGAGCCCCGAGGAGAUGGCAAGUGAACUGAUCUGAAAACAAGAACAGCAGCAUGAACUGUGCAUGAACUGCACUUUAAUUCAUAAAUGAAUUUUUAUAUGUGCUGAUAGUAUUUUGUUAUUCUGAAACCUUGACUGAAUAACGUUUAAAUAGCUUUUUCCAGUAAGUUUACAUAUAAUCACAUUUCAGCAAUGAUUCAACAACCUUUCUGCAUUUAUUUGUAUGUCUUUUAAAUUGACACAGUCAUUUUUGUUUUAUGACAUUCCACUUGAUAUAAAACAAAUUUAAAAAGUUACAAAACGCAGUGAAAUAUUCUGGAAUAUGUAAAACUGAGAGGCACUUACUUAUGAUGUAAUGACAAGUUUGUUAGAGGCUGGGACAGACGCCGAUGAGAAGGUGCUGACUAUGUGUCAGUGGGCAUUUCACUGGAUCAGCAAAGCUUAAGAAAGGGAUGAUUGUAGAUGACUCUGUGCUUCAUCAGUGAAGUCUGUCCUACUGUAUUUUUAACUCACCCACCUGACCAAAAUUUUCAUUCAUUGCUCUGCACUUCUGACUAUUUACACGUUGUCCAAUCCCAUCAACCCUAUAAAUAUGUAAUAAUUUACUGUGUCUUUGAUAUGAUUAGUUUGUGCCAAAACAUUGCAUUUUUCCACAUAUCCUCACAAUGAAUGUCAACAUUGUUUUUGGAAGUUUCUCUUGUCUCCUAAACAAAUGUAAUUUUCUUUAAAUCUGCACUGAGAAAUCCUUUAUGGGUGUUUUGACUUCUGUGUUGUGAAUUUUGAGGUGUGAUUUUUUUUUUUUAAAUAAUAAACACUAGUUUA
This is a messenger RNA of Melanotaenia boesemani (Boeseman's rainbowfish), 1221 nucleotides long. Its product is annotated as platelet glycoprotein Ib alpha chain-like. The transcript is spliced from 3 exons. NCBI's taxonomy places the organism in Eukaryota, Metazoa, Chordata, Actinopteri, Atheriniformes, Melanotaeniidae. The coding region runs from base 142 to 426 and encodes 94 amino acids. The record is from RefSeq and is a predicted model, not a curated record.